Cyprinus carpio (common carp) is the source of this 2026-nucleotide messenger RNA. Its product is annotated as cysteine-rich hydrophobic domain-containing protein 2. The record is from RefSeq and is a predicted model, not a curated record. NCBI's taxonomy places the organism in Eukaryota, Metazoa, Chordata, Actinopteri, Cypriniformes, Cyprinidae.
ACGAGAUUUUCGGCGGAUGUUGAUAUUUUGAUCCGGAUUUCGGUGCCGUCGUUGCUCUUCUCGGCCGUGCUUUUAGCGUUACUGCAAAUAUUUGCGUAACGUGUACGAAACACGGUCUUUCUCGGCGCUUCUCUCGGGAAGCAUAGAGGCCGAGGCAGGGGGAGAUGAUGGAGGACUUUGAUGAGAUUUACGAGGAGGAGGAAGAGGAAGAAGAGGACGAGGACAGGGCCGCGGAGGAGCAGCUGCUCAAAUACGCUCCUGACCCGGUGAUAGUGCGCGGAUCCGGACACGUCACUGUGUUUGGACUGAGCAAUAAAUUUGAGUCUGAGUUUCCCUCGGCCCUUACAGGAAAGGUCGCACCAGAGGAGUUCAAAGCCAGCAUAAACCAUGUGAACAGCUGUCUGAGGAAGGCUCUCCCAGUGAAUGUGCGCUGGCUGCUGUGCGGCUGUCUGUGCUGUUGCUGUACCCUGGGCUUUAGUCUGUGGCCGGUCAUCUGUCUGAGCAAGAGGACACGCAGAUCCAUAGAGAAGUUACUGGAGUGGGAAAACAACAGAUUGUAUCACAAGCUAUGUUUGCAUUGGAGGCUCAGCAAAAGGAAGUGUGAAACCAACAACAUGAUGGAAUAUGUCAUCCUGAUAGAGUUUCUACCCAAGAUUCCCAUCUUCAGGCCGGAUUAGCAGUGCUCGUCCCUCCGGCGUGGUCUUCCUGAGGUGCCUUUCUCCGGUACUGUCAUGGGUUUUAUCAUGUGGCCUCGUCCCUUUUCCCUCCACGCUCUGAGCAAGCGACUCACCUCACGUCCGAGCGCCACUCACAGCACUCCUCACCGAGAAAGCACUGUUUACAACCCACAUACACACAUACGCACGGACCGAUUCUGGUUUUGCGAGUGCAUGAAUACAUACAGAGUGACCUUUACUGUCACAUGGCUACACAGAGCCAGCGAGGAGGCCACGGAAAGUCACUUCUAAAUCUCCAAACCAGAACGUCUACUAUACCUUAAUUAAAUCACACACAGUCUGCGUACUAGCUAAGUGACUUUCUUUUGCCGACAACAACCAUCACUGUGGAACGGAUCAGUGAGGAAUGGCUUGAGGAGGUGGCAACUGUAGAAUUAAACUCUUUUACUGUAUUAACAAUAUGGAUGUUAGGCUUAGCUGAGAGCCAAAUGGACACAGUCAAUGCACAAUACAUAGUUCCCCAUCUCUCCUUCUCACAAAUUAUCAUCCAUAUACAAAGACAAUCAAACACUGACUGUGCCACGCAGCAUCUAGACUCUGACAGGACUUUUGAGUCUAGUUGAAGUCACUGACCUGAUGCGGUCCAGGUGCACCUGUGGGUAGUGAUGCAGCACAGAUUAGAUUUGUUUGCGUUUUUUUUUUUUUAGUUUUUUUUUUAAUCCUUGUUUACUUGCUCAGUUUAAAAAGACGAGCAGCAAAUAUUUGUCUCUUGAUUUGUGUGUGUGUGUGGGUAUGGGUGAUUAUUUCUGUCUGUCCCUGAGAUAUUUUGUUUGUAAUUUUUGUUCACAAGUGAUACAAAACAUUUAUAGGUUUGGUGGGUCACUGAAAAAGUUAAUUCAUUACAGGAAAUUACUGGAGGUCAAACAAAAAAGAAAAAGUUAUGAUUUUUAAAAUAUCUGAGUUUCUCCAGGGUGGAAAGGCUUUUUUUGUUUAAAUAUUUUUCACUUAAUUUGUUUGUUUUUUCAUCAUUGUUUCAAUCCUGGGUCAGGAGUCCUAUGCAGACAUUUUCUCGUAGUGAGCUAUAUUUGUGUAAAUGUAUCCAGUUGUAGGUUAAUAAAACACUUAUGUCCCAAUACUCAAUAAAACAAUUGGUUAUUAGAUCUUAAAACUUGAAAUUUAUGAGGUGUGUGUAUGUGUGUACGAUUACCAAUAUUAUUACUGAAAUUACAAUUUCCUAUCUCUCGUCUGAUGUCAUCCCAAAUCCCAGGGACAUCGUCUUUAUUUUUCAAAAAUAAUUUCAGCGUAUUUAUGUACAAUGUGUGUACAGAAAUAAAAUAUGCCCAACUUGA